AAAAGAGACAAAGCUUUUAAGAAAGCCAGCUCAAAAUCUUUAUUGCAAUCGUCACACCAAAAAAAACCCACAAAGAAGCUAAAUUCAAGGCAACAGAAUCCCAGCUUAACCAUUUUUUUUCAUUUAGCUAACCCCUUUAUUAACCAUCAAAAUCCCUUUAAAUUCUCUCCUCUCCUUAUUUCUUUCAAAACAAACAACAAAAACAAAAAGGCUUGCAGCCUUUUUUUUUUUUUUUUUUCAGAUUUUUAUCUUCUAUGCAUCGUACCCGGAUCCGACCCAUCCAUAUGUGUUGACAUAGUCCUGUUUUUCUUUGUCUCCGUUUCUGUGCAGAGCCUCUUAGAGAGAGAUCCCAUUGCUGGAUUUGGGUUUCUUUGUUCUCAAGGGUUCGGCAAUUAAGCAGUCUUAAUGGGGAGUUGUCUGUCAAUACCAGCUAAAAGAAUCCAGACACAGAAAAGGCACCGUCGUCGGUCCAGAAAAUGCCAUGGGAAGGUUUCUGGUUCUAUCACAGAUGGAACCAAGAAAAGGAAUAGUGAUGCUCGUGUAACAGAUAUAGCUGUUAGCGAAUAUGUACAUAUGGAUUUUGAGAAGGGUGAAACCACUACGUGUAGAAGAUCUGAGGUUUCAAACUCCACGUUCCAUCUCACUCAAUUGCAGUGGCAUCUUAGUCAAAUUGAUGCAAAUGUAGCUUGCCAAGAGGAUGCUUGGUUUGAUUCAGUCAGUAUUCUGGAUUCUGAUUCAGAUGAUGAUUUCAUCAGUGUUCAUGGAGAUGGUUUUCCAUCAGUGGGCAAUGCAAUUGGCAAUAUAUCAAGUGGCCAGGUGCUUCAAUAUGAAAGUUCUUCAUGCUUUGUGGAUGGCAAGUGUAAAUAUGAAGAAUACCAUGAAAGUUAUUUAAAAAUAGAUGGAGGUAAAAUGAGCAAAGAUGAACUGAAAGAGUCAAACCGAUUUUCUCUCAUUAAUAGCCAGGGUCAUGAGCUUUCACGCUUUGGAAAGGCUGAUGAUAUUUGUAGUAGGAGGAAGAAACUGUUAGAUCAUUCUCAUGGAAGCUUUAAAGGUCUGAAAGAGGAUAAGCGUAAUUCCGAAGAGAAAACAUUAAGGUCUGGCUUGUCCAGAAUGGUUCCUUCUGUGAGUUUCAAUGACAAGAUUUUGACGUCAACUAUGGCUCCACAAUCCCAAAGAAAAAAAUUAGCAGUUUUUAGGCUUUCUUUUAAGAGGAGAUCAUCAUGUGAUGGAGAAGACAAACAUGAAGAAUAUUCGUCAAAACGAUUUUUAUAUCGUCCCAGAGCAGGAUAUAUAAUUCCAUGUAGCAAGGAUGAGAAGGCAAAUCGAGGAUGUUGGUCUGAGAUUCCACCCUCAACUUUUAAACUUCGAGGCGAGACCUAUUUCAAAGAUAAACGGAAGUCUCCUGCUCCAGAGUACUCCCCAUAUACUCCAAUAGGUGUUGAUUUAUUUAUCUGCCCAAGAAAGAUAAAUCACAUUGCCCAACAUAUUGAGCUUCCUAAUGUAAAAGCAAAUGGGAAAGUCCCUCCUCUUCUAGUUGUUAAUAUUCAGUUGCCUACUUAUCCUGCUGCAAUGUUCCUUGGUGAUAGUGAUGGUGAAGGAAUGAGUCUUGUUCUUUAUUUCAAAGUUUCUGAGAAUUUUGAGAGAGUCAUCUCUCCUCAAUAUCAGGAGAGCAUCAAGAAAUUCGUUGAGGAUGAGAUGGAGAAGGUUAAAGGGUUCACGAAAGAUUCUACUGUUCCCUUCAGAGAAAGGCUAAAGAUCAUGGCUGGGUUGGUUAAUCCUGAUGAUCUCAAUCUGAGUUCUACUGAAAAGAAACUUGUAAAUGCUUAUAAUGAAAAGCCGGUUCUUUCACGCCCUCAGCACAACUUUUACAAGGGCCCAAAUUACUUUGAGAUUGAUUUGGACAUUCAUCGCUUCAGUUACAUAUCAAGGAAGGGACUUGAGUCAUUCCGAGACCGUUUGAAAAAUGGAAUACUUGAUCUGGGCUUAACCAUCCAGGCACAGAAACAAGAGGAACUGCCAGAGCAAGUGUUGUGCUGUUUGCGACUCAACAAGAUCGACUUCUGCAAUCAUGGCCAAAUACCUACACUUAUGACUAUAGCUGAUAAUUAACAUGGUUUUCAAGGUGCAGGAUAUGGAUGUUGAAAGAUUUAGACUCUGGUAUGGAGGAUCAAAAUGUUCAUUUUGUACUUGCUCACUCAUUACAAUUCCAGCCUUUAACAAUCUAAGGAAAAGAAAAUCUUUACUGCAAGAUAGCAAAGUUUACACAUUUGCUUUGUAAUAUUAUCUUUCAGAAAUGUCACACAAGUUUACGAUAAAUCUAGCACGUUAAUUUAACCUUCCCAUGGCUGCUAUUAAGAGAAUCCAUUGGCAGUAAAAACUUGGUAGAAUUCUGAAAUAUACACAGUUUGCUAAAUUAUCAAUUUAUCAUUGUUUAUUAUUAUUAAUAACAUUUUAGUUCAAGAACAACCUCAAUAUGAAUGUGGAGAAGUUUUUAUAAAAAAUUCCAGCUAACCUAAUAGGACAUUGUUUCAGAAAAAAA
This is a messenger RNA of Durio zibethinus, 2539 nucleotides long. The record is from RefSeq and is a predicted model, not a curated record. Lineage: Eukaryota; Viridiplantae; Streptophyta; Magnoliopsida; Malvales; Malvaceae.